This is a messenger RNA of Strigops habroptila (Kakapo), 5906 nucleotides long. RefSeq names its product ring finger protein 216 (gene RNF216). The coding region runs from base 394 to 3174 and encodes 926 amino acids. The record is from RefSeq and is a predicted model, not a curated record. Gene Ontology annotation, molecular function: zinc ion binding. The transcript is spliced from 18 exons. NCBI's taxonomy places the organism in Eukaryota, Metazoa, Chordata, Aves, Psittaciformes, Psittacidae.
UGGUAAGUUUAGCCAUAGACCGGGGUUGGGGUUGCCCGUCUCUCUCGCUCCGCUCGCCGCCGCCGUUGCCGCCGCUCGCUGCUCUCUAUGGUGCGGGGCGGGCGGAAGGAGCCGGGCCAGCGGCGGUUCAAUGGAGCGGGGCGGCGGGCGCGGUACCCGGGGCUGAAAGCCACCGUCGGCGCCGGAGCUGGUGGGGAAAGGCGGAUGUAAGCGGCUGCUGCUUCUCUUCCGACCUUGUUGUGGAAACACUUGGUGCCGCUGGGACGCCGCGACGCUGCUGCGGGAAGGGAGCCCAAAACACGGCUGAACACAGAGCCCAGGGGCUGUGUAAGAGUUCCUCACGUGAGCCUGACCGUGCCUGGACACUGACACUUCUGAGUACAGCUCUCUAAAAUGGCAGAGGGAGAUGGAAAUGAAGAAGCCAUUAAGUUGAACAGCUUCCACAGUCGCAGAGGGAAAGACUGGAUAGACUGCAGGUACGAAGGGCUUAUCGUGACAUCGGAUUCCUCGGAUGAAGAAUUACCUUUUUUGCUGGAAGCGCCAGCGGAGCAGCAGCGUGAGGAAGAGGACGAUGAUGUAGUCAUCUUGGAAGAGAUCCCAAAGCAGCAGCAGCUUCCACGUCCCAAUGUCAUCAGACCUGCAGCUCAAUGGCAGUGUCCAAACACUGUGGGAGAAGGAGGAUCUAAAAGUGCUGCCGAGCCCUUGAGGAGCACAUAUCCUCAAGAUGUGAUCCUAACUCUGUCCGGCCAGGGAGACCAGGAUGACCAUGUGGUGGAGAGCAGCGCUGGCCCAAGCAAGGAUGAGAAUAUGAACUUUGCUUUGCCGCAGUCCAGAUCAUCAGAGCUUAAUGGCCCCGGGUUUGAACUUACAAGUAACCAGGAGCCUGGUCCAAGUUUGCUUCCACCAGUAACAACAAACCCACAGCCUGUUGUUAACCAAGAAAUCAUUAGUCUGGAGAAUUCAGACCUUCCACCACAACAGGGAGAAAAGGUGGAAGCCCAGCAAGGAGAGGACUUGGAGGUAGAGCAAAACCUCAGAGAACCAGCUGAUGCAGGUCCUGCAGACCAGGAGACCCAUGAGAACAGCCAGCUGGAUCACCCAUACGUCCAGCCGUUGGAAGGAGAGCCACAUGCUGUAGUAAAUAGUUGUGCUCCACAGCAAGGGCAGCCUGAAGCAGACCCAGGAUCUUUAAGGGCAUAUGGAGAGAAGGCUCCUGGGCCAGCCUUCCCCCGACCUGAACCACAGCAGGAUGGGAUUCCAGGUCCUGCUUCCCCCCAGCCAGCACAUCCACCAGAAGAAACGGGUCCGCAGGCAGCAGUAGACAAUGAGCAGCCAGGUCCGGCAUUCCCUGCACAGGGCUGCCAGGAACUUGGCUCCAGUAAUGUUCCAGAACAAGGAGCUGCUGGGCAGGACCAGGACCUCACUGCACAGCUCAUCAGAGAGACAGAAGCAAGAUUCCCAGACGUGAAGGAGGACUACAUUGAAGAGCUCAUCAUCAUCAAGAACUGCUGUGACUUAAAUGUACUUUGUAACUUUCUUCUGGAAAAUCCAGAUUACCCAAAGAAGGAAGGCAGAGUGGUUUUAAAUCCCAGCAGCAGCCUGCUUCCCAGCCAAGAUGAGACAAAGGUGCCUAAAGUGGACUACUUUGACUUCUUCAAUCUUGCCCCACUCGAUCAGCGGUGCUUUAUUCAGGCAGCUGACCUCCUUAUGGCAGACUUCAAAAUGCUGAGCAGCCAAGACAUUAAGUGGGCACUACGUGAACUCAAGGGACACUAUGCAAUCACACGAAAGGCCUUUUCAGAUGCUAUCAAAAAAUGGCAGGAGCUGUCUACCGAAACCAGUGGGAAACGGAAAAGGAAGAAAGAGAUGAAUCAGUAUUCAUAUAUAGACUUCAAAUUUGAGCAAGGGGAUGUGAAAAUUAAGAAGCGCAUGUUCUUCCUGGAGAACAAGAGGCGGCACUGGAGGUCCUAUGACAAGUGCUCCCUCCUCCCACUGGUGCUGCGGGAGCAGGAAUUCUAUGAGCAGAAAGUUAAAGAGAUGGCAGAGCAUGCAGACUUCCUCCUUGCUCUGCAGAUGAAUGAGGAGCAGUAUCAGAAGGAUGGGCAGAUGAUAGAGUGCCGCUGUUGUUACGAGGACUUUGCGUUUGAGAAGCUGACUCAGUGUGCAGAUGGUCACUUGUUCUGCAAGGAGUGCCUAAUUAAAUACGCUCAGGAGGCAGUCUUUGGCUCUGGGAAGUCAGAGCUCAGCUGCAUGGAAGGCAGUUGCACAUGUUCAUUCCCCACCAGUGAGCUGGAGAAGGUGCUUCCAGAGAACAUCCUCAAUAAAUACUAUGAGCGGAAAGCUAAGGAGGAGGUGGCUGCUGCCUGUGCAGAUGAGCUUGUCAGGUGUCCGUUCUGUAACUUCCCGGCUCUACUGGACCACGACGUGAAGCGGUUCAGCUGCCCUAAUCCCCGCUGCAGAAAGGAAACAUGUCGGAAUUGCCAAGUGCUGUGGAAGGAGCACAUGAACCUCACCUGCGAGCAGCUGGCUGAGAAGGAUGAAAUCAAAUACAGGACAUCUGUAGAAGAGAAAAUGACAGCAGCCCGGAUUAGAAAAUGCCACAAGUGUGGCACCAGCCUCAUUAAAUCAGAGGGUUGCAACCGCAUGUCCUGCCGCUGCGGUGCUCAGAUGUGCUACCUCUGCCGGGUUGCCAUUAACGGGUACGACCACUUCUGCCAACACCUCCGGUCUCCCGGGGUUCCCUGCCACGACUGUGACAAGUGCUCUCUCUGGACAGAUCCCACAGAAGAUGAUGAGAAGAUAAUCCAGGAGAUUCAGAAAGAGGCUGAAGAGGAGCAGAGGAAGAAAAAUGGAGAGAACAGCUUCAAGCGGAUCGGCCCUCCUGUAGAAAAGCCUGUGGAGAAAAUCCAGAGAAUUGAAGUCAUCCCCAGACCUGUUCCUCAGAACCUCCAUCCGCCCCGGAUGUGCCCUUACCCCUUCGUGCACGCUCCCUUCCAGCUCCCUCCUGUCCGUCCCCUGUACAAUAACAUCCCGCUCAACAUCCGCCCUGUCCCUGCUCCCUACGUGCCCCCGUUACCCAACAUGAGGGUGAACUUUGACUUUCCCCAGAUCAAUGCUCGGCGGGAGCACAACUUGCCUAUGCACUUUGGCCCUCAGCCUCGCCAGCAGUUCUGACCUGCUUCAAACAGCACUUGGUAUAGUCACUGCAGGGCAAAGCCACUCCGAUAACAUCACCCCCCUUCCUUCUCCAGCCCCUCUCGGAUUAUCCAGCUGCCAAGGGACCUCUGACUGUCCUUGCACUGCAUCCCUCUCUAGAGCUUCUCUGAACCUUUGCAGUCAAACAUUGCAACCUGUGCUGCAACAGGCCUUGGUGCUGCAUUUCCCAAGGGAUCUCUCCCUGUGUUGGGUAUCCAGAUUAUUUUGAGUUGACAAAGCCUGUUCAGGCAGCUGUUGGGAGGGAAAGUGACGCUUUGUGGAGCGCAGGCAUGCAGCCAUUCCUUGGGGACUUCCCAAAAAUCCUACUCUCCUGCUGACUGGAGCAGCUGCUGCACAGACAAGUGAGUCUGGAGGUAAGGAGGGGAGACUGCAUCUGAAUAAGACCUUCAGAAGCAACUUAACAGGAGUUGGCUGCACUUCUGCCUGCAGGGAGGAACAAGGCUGAGGUUCCCAUGUUCUCCAGCAUCCCUGUAACCCUCCAGCACCUCCCAACAGAAAUACAUUUUUUCAAAACCAAGUCAGUGAAGUGUUUUUAGCAUUUCUCACUCUCUAAGUGGGGUAAUGGGAUGCAGCAGCCAUCUCACUGCUGAGAUCUCAGUGGGAAGCCCAGAGCCAUGUUCUUGUCUCGGGGCUUUAGCAAGUAGCACAAGACUCAGGCACUCUAAUCUUUGGCUGAACUGAACUUGCCCCCUUGGAAGGGCUCAGGACUUUUAUCCCCAGAGGGGGAUAGCUCAGCUUCCAAAAUGUGGCCUUUGCUUUGCUGUCCCCAUCUGACAGCCCAAAUCUCCCCCUGCUUCUGGCCACAGUUGCAAAAACUGGCCUCAUUGCAAAAACUGCUUGGGUAAAGCCCCAGUCAGAUGCAUAGACAGUGGUGUGUGAUGUGUGCUGUGGCAGGAAAACUAGGAAUUACCCCUGUACUGGUGCAUGCAGACGAUGGGGAGCCAGGAGCUAAGGCUAAACCCCUCACAGUGCUGCAGGAGACUGGCUGCUUCAUGGCAUGUCACAGCUCCUGAAAAGGUUUGUUUCAGCCUAACUGGCUUGGGAACAGCAUGGUAAAAGGCAAAGGUGAGUAUUAAACCUUAGGAAGUGAGGGGUUAGGAACAACAAAGCUUCCCUAUGAGCAACAGGGGGGCGUAGGUGCUAGGCUGCAGGGGGAAAGCCCUUUCCCCACCUCCUUUGGGUGUUCUGUCUGAUACAGGCCCCUCUAGAACAGAAAAUGGUUGGAGUGGGGAAAAAAACCUCCCUCCCAGAAAUGCUGGGCUAGCUUUCAGCAUCCCAUUGGUGCUAUCAUUCCCUGGGUGGUUUGGUUUGGGCUUUGUCCUGCUGGGAACCCUCUGGGUGCGCUUCCUGUUAUUCCCCCCUGUAUUUGAACAGCCGUCUUCUGGUUUCAUUUGGGUUUUUUAGGUAAAACUCCCUGCCUCCAUCUCACAGCUUCUGCCCACCCCUUGCUUGCAGCUCUCUGUAACUGCUCCAUGCACAGCAUCCCCUUGGGAGUGCAGUAAGUGGUGGGCUUAGGGCUGUCAGCGGGAUGCUCCCAGGAUAAGCCAGCCUCCACUAUGGUUUGGGACAGCAUCUGGGGACCAUUGUCCCCAGGGGGCUCUCCCAGAGGGAAUUUCCAUGCCUUUUUGGAGCUGAGUCAGCAAUUUCUCCACUGUUGGGCAUUGCCUUAUGGGUUGAACAUACCCUGCGGGGUGCUCUGUUCCAGCUCUCAUGCCAUGGUCUCUCUAGCAUUAAUAACCAAGUGGUGUUCCCCUGCUGCUGUUGUUUUCUUCUUUCAGUUUACUCCUGGGAGCAGCCUGGGGGCUGCAGGAUCCUGUUGCUUGCUGCCCAGCUGGGAUUUAGCCAUGUUUAAAUCCUGCCUUGCAGCAAGUGAUUCCUGUGGUAGCCAGGAGCAGUGUCCCAUUGGAUUUGGGGCAAGAGGUUCACAGUGUUAGCGGGUGAUGGGAAAAUGGACCCAGCUCAGGAGAACAACGGGUGGCUUCCCUUUACAGAAAGGAAAUCCUGUGUUGUUUAAGAGCUGGGAUGUUCUGGGCUCAAGGCUUGGAUGAGCACUUCAGGCUUCCUGGAGCGUGUCCCCUCCUGCAGCAGGAUGGUUGGGGUUGUCCCCCAAUACUUGCCUGUGCAAAGGGGGGAGCUUCUGGUGUGUGUCUAGAGAUGUGCGGGCAUCGGGAGCGAAGCCUUGGCACAGGGAAGUGCAGAAGUGGAGCGAGAAGGAUGGAGAAGCAUCAGGCAGAGGUGGGAAAGGGAGGCUGGUGUCUGUGGUCCAUCCUUGUGGUUAGGACGUGAGGGUCCUCUGCUGCUGUGGCACGAACAUCAUGGUCCUGGAGGAGCUUAGUGGAUGUAAGGGGAGAGAGGACCCAUGUCCCCUGCUAUAACCUUGAGCUGAUCCGUGGAAGAAGACAAGUCGGUGCUCGGUCUCUGGUGCAGGGGUUUCUGAUAGGGCUUGUGUUGAUUUAUAUACAAAUAGAAAGGAAAAUAACCCCAAACCUUACUGCACCCCCCCGGAGCCCUCGUGAUCUGGUCUCCAACUCUUCCACCCCAUUUCCUUCCUGCCCUGCAGACCUUAAAACCAUCUGUCCUUCACGAGGUGGCAGGGAGGUUGCUGGGCCCAUAACAGGUACUUCUGGUUAUAAUCGCAGUGUCCCAUUUUACUUGCCUUAAAGGUGGAGAAGAGAAACUUAGUAUUUGCA